Tribolium madens (black flour beetle) is the source of this 1297-nucleotide messenger RNA. RefSeq lists its product as uncharacterized. The transcript has 4 exons. NCBI's taxonomy places the organism in Eukaryota, Metazoa, Arthropoda, Insecta, Coleoptera, Tenebrionidae. The record is from RefSeq and is a predicted model, not a curated record. The coding region runs from base 400 to 891 and encodes 163 amino acids.
CUGUAUAAAUCUGGACUGGGAUAAUCUGGUUUUGGAAGAUGUGCACUUUGCACGGAGGGUGCCUUCGUACACUCCGCUAAUCUAGCAAAAGCCCCUGCAUUAUGUAUGACUACUUACAAGCACUCUCUUCACUUUAUACAGGGCCGUAUUUAAUGUGACACAAAGUAAAAUUCGAACGCAUCUAUUUAACACAAAAAAUGAGAACAGAAAGCUUGCACGUGCUUUCUAUACACAAACUCUAGUUUUACUAAUUACAUAAUAGCAGCAGUGACGUUCACAUAUGUUUUCUUUAAAACAAAGCGAAAAUACGUUUAUUUACACACCCAUUGUUUUUAUCUUUUGUAUAGACUUAUUAUCAGUUUAAGUCUUCUGUUCACGGGAAGAGUCCGUAACAAGAAAAUGUCGAAGAAUCUGCGAAACCGCUGUGUUAAAUUUGUUGUGUACUAUGUCAUAAUUUCAAACAUUUUUUUGCCCAUGUUAUUGUUAUUUUUUGACGAUCCAUAUUCCUGUCUCUCCAUAUCUGAUAUUAUCUCAGCUGUCGUAUGGAUUAUCAGUGGAUUUCUUCUACUAAUUGGUACAAUUCAGGGGAAACAAGGCUAUAUUCGAAUAUACGUAAUGUUGACCACUGUCUGUUUGCUUGUUGGACCGGUCUAUCUGGCGGUCUACCCUGGAAACUUUAUUUGUGAGACUCGGAACACAAUAACGAUGAUUCUUCUUAUUAUGUAUUUUAUUAUGAUGUGGCCUUUUCAGUAUUGCAUUUAUUUAUUCUAUAAACAAUUAGCCAGUAGUAAUUAUGAGGACGUUCCAGAGAUUCCUUGUAUUGAAAUUCACAUUUACGACGAUCAGACUGACCAAAAUGAAGAAACGGGGACCAAAAACACGAUUGUGUAGUUUCUAAAUGGAUUUGUUAUCUUUCAUGAUAAAAUAGUGUUGGAAAUAAAAUAUUUUAGAGCUGCCUUAUAUUUUCAGUUGCUACCUCUUUUCAGCAUAACCGGGGAUAAACAAGAUAGGGCAAACAUAAUCGAAUAUAUUAUUAUAAUUUCACUAACAUGACCUUUAAACCAAAUUAAAAACAAUUUUAUAAAAAAACAGUAUUUAUGUUGUAUUAGGUGUAUUUUCAAAAAAGAUAAUACUUUAAAUACUCAUAGCUUAUUGCUUUUGUACAAAUAAAUUGUCUCAGAUUUUGUUAUAUUUGUAAUAUUUUUUAAGAAAUCUAGAAUAAUAAUACUAUUAAGAAUAUUGUAAAAGUCUGAUAAAAAGUUUAAAUGUCACUAAAAUGCUUACUUAAGAAACGUGU